CGGUUGCGGGCGGCGGGCUCCCCGCGGGCUGUCGGGCGCGGGUCGGGCCCGCGGCGGACGGCGGCCAUGAACUUCUCCGAGGCGUUCAAGCUCUCCAGCCUGCUCUGCAGGUUCUCCCCGGACGGCAAGUACCUGGCCUCCUGUGUCCAGUACCGGUUAGUCGUCCGGGACGUGAGCACCUUGCAGAUCCGUCAGCUGUAUACCUGCCUGGACCAGAUCCAGCACAUAGAGUGGUCGGCAGACUCCCUCUUCAUCCUCUGUGCCAUGUACAGACGGGGGCUUGUGCAGGUCUGGUCUCUGGAGCAGCCAGAGUGGCACUGCAAGAUCGACGAGGGCUCUGCAGGGCUGGUGGCCUCGUGCUGGAGCCCAGACGGGCGCCACAUUCUGAACACAACAGAAUUCCAUCUGCGGAUAACUGUCUGGUCCCUGUGUACAAAGUCCGUGUCUUACAUCAAGUAUCCCAAAGCCUGUCAGCAGGGGGUCACUUUCACCAGGGAUGGCCGCUACAUGGCCUUGGCAGAGAGGCGGGACUGCAAGGACUACGUGAGCAUCUUCGUGUGCAGCGACUGGCAGCUCCUGAGGCAUUUUGAUACAGAUACUCAGGACCUGGCAGGGAUCGAGUGGGCCCCGAACGGUUGUGUGCUGGCAGUGUGGGAUACCUGCUUGGAGUAUAAGAUCCUGCUAUACUCCCUGGAUGGCCGCCUGCUGUCCGCCUACUGUGCCUACGAGUGGUCCCUGGGCAUCAAGUCGGUGGCUUGGAGCCCCAGCAGUCAGUUCCUGGCAGUGGGGAGCUACGACGGAAAGCUGUGCUUCUUUCUCCAGGUGCGCCUCCUUAAUCAUGUGACUUGGAAAAUGAUCACUGAGUUCGGGCAUCCUGCAGCCAUCAACAACCCCAAGAUAGUUGUGUAUAAGGAAGCGGAGAAGGGCCCACCGCUGGGGCUGGGCCGCCUGUCCUUCCCGCCACCCCUACCACUGGCGGCCCCCCUCUCAGCCUCGGAGAGCAAAUAUGAGAUCGCCUCUGUGCCAGUUUCCCUGCAGACCCUGAAGCCGGCCACCGACAGAGCGAACCCUAGGAUGGGCGUGGGGAUGCUGGCUUUCAGUGCUGACAGCUACUUCCUGGCCACAAGGAAUGACAAUGUCCCCAACACCGUUUGGGUCUGGGACAUCCAGAAGCUCAGGCUCUUCGUGGUGCUGGAGCAGCUGGCCCCCGUGCGCUCUUUCCUGUGGGACCCACAGCAGCCUCGGCUGGCCAUCUGCACAGGAGGCAGCAAGGUCUACCUGUGGUCCCCGGCGGGCUGCGUGUCGGUGCAGGUGCCUGGGGAGGGUGACUUUCCGGUGCUUUCUCUGUGCUGGCAUUCAAGUGGGGACUCCUUGGCCCUCCUCAGUAAGGAUCACUUCUGUCUCUGUUUCCUGGACACUGAAGAGGGGGUCCACACAGCUGUGGAACAACGGGACAGCCAUGCGUAGGACCUGGUGGAACCCUCAGCAGGGACUCCAUGUCCCUGAUCUGGGAAGGAAGAGGUUCCCCUGGGAGCUCUCCGGCUGUGUUGUGCUGGCUCAGUGACUUGACUCUGAUUUUCUGUAGCAAGGGGGUUUUGUAAAUAUGUGUGGUAUAAAGCUGUAAUUUUCAUUAUUUAAAAUAAAUAUUUGCUAAUUUAUAAAACAUUGAUGCUURUUUCCUUGAAGGGCCAUCACGGCAGGUUUUCCAGGUUAGGCCGAGUUGUUAGUCAGUCUCAGGACGUGAAGGACGCUGUGCUGCAGAGCCCACCCCACUGCCGUGGCUGCUCUGGGUUCUUUUCAGUCACUGGUGGUUUCAGGGGGGCAUGGGUGUGCCUGUGCCUGUGGGGUGUGCCUGCCCUCUGUGGUAGGGUGUACUCUGGAGUGAGGGGGACAAGCACCUGAGGGCAGGGCUCUCCUGGGUCCUCUCAAGGGGAUGAUAGCUGGGAGGCAGCGGCUGGAGCACCAGGGGCGCUGAGAGGGCUGCCCGGCUGCCCGCACUGUGUCUCUUCAUGGAGGACGUGCCAGGCAGGAUCCUGUUCCUGCUCCUGCAGAGCCUGCAGACAGACCUUCAAAGCUGAGGCUUGAGACUCACUCACUGGGGAGCUGCUCCCCUGGCUGGACACUAAUUUUAAUGACAAUAACCUCAAAAAACAGCAACAUCCAUUUGGUUCUAAACAUCUUUACUACAAGACUGCAAGAGCAGGCUGAAGACCUGGGUGCUUUGAGACAGCCUUCCUCUGGACAGGCCACGUGUCCCGGUCGCAUCGUGCCAGCAAGCGUAAAGCCAUGACAGAGCUGUAAGUGAGGAGGAGGAGACUGAGGAGCCAGCGCUCAAGUCGCGAGUGCUGCAGCCCCACUAGGCGUGGGCUGGGAGUCUGAUGGCACCUGGAACCUACGGGCUGCAGGAGCCAGGGUGGCAGUCUCUGGGGAUCUAACACGUCCUUGCUUUAAAGUGCAUCCUUUAAAGAGCAAACUACCGAUUUYCCUUUUAAACAUGAACAAAAUAACAAAAGCUUAGGAUACCUAUAGUUGUCAAAAUUAUGUGCAAUUCCUCAACAAAUUGUGUUAAAUGAUUCUCUGUAAACUUUUUUG
This is a messenger RNA of Urocitellus parryii (Arctic ground squirrel), 2592 nucleotides long. It is a transcript of the gene Wrap73, whose product is annotated as WD repeat containing, antisense to TP73. Lineage: Eukaryota; Metazoa; Chordata; Mammalia; Rodentia; Sciuridae. Gene Ontology annotation, biological process: microtubule anchoring at mitotic spindle pole body. Gene Ontology annotation, cellular component: microtubule organizing center; MWP complex. The record is from RefSeq and is a predicted model, not a curated record. Gene Ontology annotation, molecular function: protein binding.